This is a messenger RNA of Rotaria sp. Silwood2, 1785 nucleotides long. The record is from the annotation of a GenBank genome assembly. NCBI's taxonomy places the organism in Eukaryota, Metazoa, Rotifera, Eurotatoria, Philodinida, Philodinidae.
AUGGCUAAAUUGGGCUCAUUUUUUCGUCGUUUAUUUACUUCAACUUCCUCUGAUAAUCAAUGUUCAUCAUCAUCAUUAAAAUCCGAAUCUCGAAAAAGUGUACUUAUCAUUGCACCUUUGUCGCCAUCAAAAUCAUCAAAAUCCAAACUAACUACAAAGACUACUCAAUCAUGUUCAGCAUCACCUCGACCAUCACCUCGUACAGUGAUAAAACAAAUAACAAUAAAUGUUGAUAAUAGAAAUGAGAUUCCUAAUUCUAAUUUUCUUUCAUCAGAUGUCGAUAAAAUCAAUAUGCGUCGUCUUAGUGCUCCUCUUAUUAUUCAUACUCCAACUCGUCAUCAUCCUCAAUAUUCAUCAACAAUAGUAAAUGAAAGUACGGAAGAAGCAUUGCUGUCAUCAUUACAACGUCAUUCAGUGUCGUCUUCAACAACAACUAAUGCUUGCCAUAACAACAGUUUUCAUAGUUUAGGUAUUAACGAUGGAGGUUCAGCAAGUCCAUCAUCACGUCCCGAUGUUCGCACACCGCCAACACAAGUUGUUGUGGGUACACAGUCAUCACCACGCGUUAGUAUACCAUCAAACAAUUCGCCGUCACACACUAAUGUUAUGAAAGAUAUUUCACCAGUGGUUGAAACUGCAACAAAUAUUAAUUCGGACAGAAAAAUGUCAUUGCCACCAAGAGGACGACGUCCAUCUAUGUUUGAUCCAAUCGAUCCAAAAGAAUUACAACAAGCUUUAUAUGCUUCAGCCGCUGUUAAAAGUUCUUUGCCAACAAAUCCAACAAAUGAAGAUGAUUCAAAUCGAGCUAUGACACUGAUAAAAAUCAGUUACGAUCGCGAUAGUGAACAUGUUUUUAUCGAUAGUUUAUCUUUUGAAAACAUGCAAAUGCUUGAUGCAUUUGUCAAUAAUAAUAAUAAUAAUAAUAAUAAUAAUAAUAAUAAUAAUAAUAUGGCCUUAUCAUCGGCAAUGACUGCCAGUGCUAGUUCAAAUUAUAAUGAUUUUGUACCAUUUUAUUGUCGUUUUCGAUUAUGGCCUGAAAAACGCAGUCUAUUUCAAACAAAAAUAGUUCGUCAUCCACGUUUUCAAUCAUCUUAUUUAUUUGAUGUUAAACAAUUAAAUGAUUUUGAAUUAUCAUUUGAUCAAUUAAAUAAUCAUUUUAUUGAACUACUUUUAUAUAAAGUAGGAACAACGAAACCAUCAUACAAAGAUAUUCGGAUUGCUACAGUUAAAUAUGAUCUUGGAGGUUUAAGUGAAGCGGAUCAAGUUUCAUUGAAAAAACCGCUAGAUGAGUCUGAUCCAUCAUCAAUAAUACACGACGCAGAUUUAGGUGAUUUACUUGUUUCAUUAUCUUACUUACAAAGUGCAGCUAAACUAGCUGUUGUUGUACUUGAAGCAAAAAGCUUACGACCACUUUCUAUUGAAAGUAAACCGUUUCCAGAAGCAUGCGUAAAAGUAACAUUAUUUGAUCGUAAUGGAAAAAAACUUAAACGUAAAAAAACUAGUGUACAACGUGCAUCAGAUUGUCCAACAUUUAAUGAAGAACUUGUUUUUGAAUUACGUCGUGAUAUAGCACAAGAAGUUAUGAUCGAAUUACGUAUUGUACAUGAAUCUUUAUCAUAUAAAGAACAACUUGGUUCUAUUAUAUUUGGUCCAACUAUACAUAAUAUGAUGAAAGGAAUAAUUAGUGCUGAAAAUAUUUAUUGGUCAACGAUUUUAUCUGGUGAAUCUCUCAAUGCACAAUGGCAAAUGUUAAAGACACCAAUACGAAUAGAAGAGUCGAAGUGA